ACGUAGCCUCUAGGGCUCAACCCCUAGCCCGCGAGCCUUUGCUCGCGUGGGGGCGCACAACAUCUUAGUUGUCGACCUUGGCUUUCGUUUCCAAAUUUUUGUCGCCUGUUCCGGGCGCUUUUAUCAGAUUGGUUCAGACAGGGUUGGGGUUCAGACAGGCGCUCAGCGCCGAGCUUUGGGUUCGAAGUUCCAUGGCGGCCCGCGGGCGGCUGGUCGCAUGAGUUCUUCGGUGUUGUGUUGUCAGUGGUUUCUGUGUUUGCAGGUAGUGGGUAGCCCUCGUGGUCGCCCUUGGCCCGGCGCAACGGCUGGCGCAUCGGUGCCUCGCCUGUGUGCUCCUCGGCGCCUUUCCUCGUGGCGCCCAGUCAGCCGUCGUCUCUGUCUGCGGUCUUCCUGGCUCUGCAGAUUCUAGCCCUGGGGGUUUUAGCUCGCAGCAUACGGUUCACGGACCGGUAGGCGCGUGGUGACCGCAGUCGGGUAGUCCCGGGUUCGGGGUGUGUGUGCACGGGCGGCUGUUGCCCGGGCGCCCGGGCGACUGUUGGCUCUUCUCGUCUCCGAGUGCCGCUGGGGCUUGUGUGGAGGGUCGGCCUGGGUCGUUGGUUGGACGGAUGGUGGGUGGUGCGCCCUUUGCGAGGGGCUGUGGUGUGCUGUGGCUUGGUGGUGUUUCGGCUAGGCUUCCGGUUCCAGUUGUGCCUCGGCACAGACUAUCAGACAUGGGCCUUCGGGCCAAGACAUUGCGCGUCUCUGACGCCAGCCAUCGUCUUCGGACGUGAUAUUUGUGUGGUGCUUGCGUUUGAUGGGGCUGUCGGCAGACCACUGGCCUGUCGUGCCUUGUUUUGCGUUGGCGCUGCCGCCAAAAGACCUAAACGAGAUGAGGGGUGUUACUUGGCGGUGGGGCUUUGGCGGGCUUCGGCUUGGCUUCGACUCAUGCGCGUAACGCUAUGAAGGUCGGCAGUCAACCAGGGGGUGGGUGUUUCUCUCUGGGCCGGAGACGGUCCCUCGCGGCGUGGGUACAGUGUACCCCCGCUUGUCGGACUGUCCCUUCAAUUGUAAUUCGCAUCCAUCUUAGUUGUCGACCUUGGCUUUCGUUUCCAAAUUUUUGUCGCCUGUUCCGGGCGCUUUUAUCAGUUUGGUUCAGACAGGGUUGGGGUUCAGACAGGCGCUCAGCGCCGAGCUUUGGGUUCGAAGUUCCAUGGCGGCCCGCGGGCGGCUGGUCGCAUGAGUUCUUCGGUGUUGUGUUGUCAGUGGUUUCUGUGUUUGCAGGUAGUGGGUAGCCCUCGUGGUCGCCCUUGGCCCGGCGCAACGGCUGGCGCAUCGGUGCCUCGCCUGUGUGCUCCUCGGCGCCUUUCCUCGUGGCGCCCAGUCAGCCGUCGUCUCUGUCUGCGGUCUUCCUGGCUCUGCAGAUUUUAGCCCUGGGGGUUUUAGCUCGCAGCAUACGGUUCACGGACCGGUAGGCGCGUGGUGACCGCAGUCGGGUAGUCCCGGGUUUGGGGUGUGUGUGCACGGGCGGCUGUUGCCCGGGCGCCCGGGCGACUGUUGGCUCUUCUCGUCUCCGAGUGCCGCUGGGGCUUGUGUGGAGGGUCGGCCUGGGUCGUUGGUUUGACGGAUGGUGGGUGGUGCGCCCUUUGCGAGGGGCUGUGGUGUGCUGUGGCUUGGUGGUGUUUCGGCUUGGCUUCCGGUUCCAGUUGUGCCUCGGCACAGACUAUCAGACAUGGGCCUUCGGGCCAAGACAUUGCGCGUCUCUGACGCCAGCCAUCGUCUUCGGACGUGAUAUUUGUGUGGUGCUUGCGUUUGAUGGGGCUGUCGGCAGACCACUGGCCUGUCGUGCCUUGUUUUGCGUUGGCGCUGCCGCCAAAAGACCUAAACGAGAUGAGGGGUGUUACGUGGCGGUGGGGCUUUGGCGGGCUUCGGCUUGGCUUCGACUCAUGCGCGUAACGCUAUGAAGGUCGGCAGUCAACCAGGGGGUGGGUGUUUCUCUCUGGGCCGGAGACGGUCCCUCGCGGCGUGGGUACGGCGUACCCCCGCUUGUCGGACUGUCCCUUCAAUUGUAAUUCGCAUCCAUAAAGAAGAUCGCAACCAUAACCCGCAUAUCGCAACCAUAAGGACCGACCAACCACGUAGCCUCUAGGGCUCAACCCCUAGCCCGCGAGCCUUUGCUCGCGUGGGGGCGCACAACAUCUUAGUUGUCGACCUUGGCUUUCGUUUCCAAAUUUUUGUCGCCUGUUCCGGGCGCGUUUAUCAGAUUGGUUCAGACAGGGUUGGGGUUCAGACAGGCGCUCAGCGCCGAGCUUUGGGUUCGAAGUUCCAUGGCGGCCCGUGGGCGGCUGGUCGCAUGAGUUUCGGUGUUGUGUUGUCAGUGGUUUCUGUGUUUGCAGGUAGUGGGUAGCCCUCGUGGUCGCCCUUGGCCCGGCGCAACGGCUGGCGCAUCGGUGCCUCGCCUGUGUGCUCCUCGGCGCCUUUCCUCGUGGUGUCCAGUCAGCCGUCGUCUCUGUCUGCGGUCUUCCUGGCUCUGCAGAUUUUAGCCCUGGGGGUUUUAGCUCGCAGCAUACGGUUCACGGACCGGUAGGCGCGUGGUGACCGCAGUCGGGUAGUCCCGGGUUUGGGGUGUGUGUGCACGGGCGGCUGUUGCCCGGGCGCCCGGGCGACUGUUGGCUCUUCUCGUCUCCGAGUGCCGCUGGGGCUUGUGUGGAGGGUCGGCCUGGGUCGUUGGUUGGACGGAUGGUGGGUGGUGCGCCCUUUGCGAGGGGCUGUGGUGUGCUGUGGCUUGGUGGUGUUUCGGCUUGGCUUCCGGUUCCAGUUGUGCCUCGGCACAGACUAUCAGACAUGGGCCUUCGGGCCAAGACAUUGCGCGUCUCUGACGCCAGCCAUCGUCUUCGGACGUGAUAUUUGUGUGGUGCUUGCGUUUGAUGGGGCUGUCGGCAGACCACUGGCCUGUCGUGCCUUGUUUUGCGUUGGCGCUGCCGCCAAAAGACCUAAACGAGAUGAGGGGUGUUACGUGGCGGUGGGGCUUUGGCGGGCUUCGGCUUGGCUUCGACUCAUGCGCGUAACGCUAUGAAGGUCGGCAGUCAACCAGGGGGUGGGUGUUUCUCUCUGGGCCGGAGACGGUCCCUCGCGGCGUGGGUACCGUGUACCCCCGCUUGUCGGACUGUCCCUUCAAUUGUAAUUCGCAUCCAUA
This is a messenger RNA of Chlamydomonas reinhardtii, 3172 nucleotides long. RefSeq lists its product as uncharacterized. The record is from RefSeq and is a predicted model, not a curated record. Bases 218 to 409 code for a protein of 63 amino acids. Lineage: Eukaryota; Viridiplantae; Chlorophyta; Chlorophyceae; Chlamydomonadales; Chlamydomonadaceae. The transcript has a single exon.